Copidosoma floridanum is the source of this 507-nucleotide messenger RNA. Its product is annotated as zinc finger protein with KRAB and SCAN domains 1-like. The record is from RefSeq and is a predicted model, not a curated record. Lineage: Eukaryota; Metazoa; Arthropoda; Insecta; Hymenoptera; Encyrtidae.
AUGUUUGGAGGCCAAGGACAGAACUUCAAGUACAAUGACGGAACUGGGGGAAGUUUUAGAGGAAGCCCUUCUUAUUCCAAAACGUGUGAAAAGGCGCCGAACACCCCCUACGACUUGGGGCAGCACAAACUAAGUCAGAUGGUCGACGGCAACACGGAGCUUUUCUCCUGCACUGCAGCUUUCGUUCAGAAAAAUAAUCAUCAAAUUCACGAAGGCCGCGACAAACAGGAGGAUUUCACAAUGCACAUGAACCUACUGCCUGUUGGCGUCAACUGCGACGUUUGCUCGAAAGCUUUUGCCAACAACAACGAUCUUCAAAAGCACGUGGCCUCCCACCACACGCACCUCUGCGCGGUGUGCAACGACACUUUUCCGCAAAUCUCCAAUCUUGUUAAUCACAUGGAAUCCUGGCAUUGGUUCCGAUGCUGCAGAUGCAAUGAAGCAUUCACUGAUCUUGGCACUCGCAACAUGCACCACCGCAAGUGCACGCACAUCAUCAGCUACUAA